Conger conger (European conger) is the source of this 1861-nucleotide messenger RNA. RefSeq names its product Rab geranylgeranyltransferase subunit beta (gene rabggtb). Lineage: Eukaryota; Metazoa; Chordata; Actinopteri; Anguilliformes; Congridae. The transcript has 9 exons. Bases 155 to 1150 code for a protein of 331 amino acids. Gene Ontology annotation, biological process: protein geranylgeranylation. Gene Ontology annotation, cellular component: Rab-protein geranylgeranyltransferase complex. The record is from RefSeq and is a predicted model, not a curated record. Gene Ontology annotation, molecular function: Rab geranylgeranyltransferase activity.
UUAACGUUGGCCACUGUUCUUGCAUUGAAUUUAGCGUCAUGGAAUGUGUCUUACCGUAACGUUCCGAUAUAAGUAACGUUAGUCAACGUAAGUUCACCGUUCCGAACACAACACGGGGAAGCGGCCUCUUCCACCAGAAGUUUGCGUCCGUUUAAUGGGGACCCAAGUGAAAGAUGUAGUUUUAAAACCUGAUGCACCAAACACACUUCUGUUGGACAAGCAUGCAGACUACAUUGCAGCUUAUGGCUCCAAGAAGGAUGACUAUGAAUACACAUUAUCAGAAUAUUUGCGGAUGAGUGGUAUUUACUGGGGCUUGACUGUGAUGGACUUGAUGGGGCAGCUGCACCGCAUGAACAGGGAUGAGAUCACUGCAUUCAUCAGGGCAUGCCAGCAUGAGUGUGGCGGUAUCAGCGCAAGUAUUGGCCAUGACCCCCACUUACUCUACACUCUGAGCACUGUGCAGAUCCUUUCGUUGUAUGAUCACCUCAGUGCAAUAGAUGUUCAUAAGGUGGUUGAGUAUGUGAAAGGACUGCAGCAGGAAGACGGAUCUUUUGCUGGGGACAAAUGGGGUGAAAUAGAUACACGGUUUUCCUUCUGUGCAGCAGCAACUCUGGCAUUAUUGGGCAAGUUGGAUGCAAUUAAUGUGAACAAGGCAGUAGAGUUUGUUCUAUCGUGUAUGAACUUUGAUGGUGGAUUUGGCUGCAGACCAGGCUCAGAGUCUCAUGCUGGUCAGAUAUACUGUUGUACAGGAUUCCUCUCCAUCACGGGGCAGCUACACCAAGUCAAUGCCGACCUGCUGGGCUGGUGGCUGUGCGAGAGGCAGCUGCCGUCCGGAGGACUCAACGGGCGUCCUGAAAAGCUACCAGAUGUUUGUUAUUCCUGGUGGGUGUUGGCCUCCUUGAAAAUCAUUGGCAGAAUCCACUGGAUUGACAAAAACAAGUUGCGUUCUUUUAUCUUGGCGUGCCAAGAUGAGGAGACUGGUGGCUUUGCCGACCGGCCUGGAGAUAUGGUGGACCCAUUCCACACCUUGUUUGGCAUUGCAGGCCUAUCCCUCUUGGGUGAUGAGCAGAUCAAGGCUGUCAACCCAGUGUUCUGUAUGCCAGAGGCUGUCCUCCAAAGGAUUGGCCUGUACCCAGAGCUCCUCAGCUAACUCCUCUACCUCCAUACUAUGACGCUGUUGACCAGACCUUGAGGACCAGGUGCCUGAGAUCUUGUGACUGUUCACCUUGCUGCAAGCUGAGAUGGAAACUCUGUCAUGUUCCAUUGUUUACAAGGGAGAAAAAAGUUAAAUGUUAUUUCAAAAGGUUUUUUUUUGAAAGCAUGCAGUUUUGAUGGGAUAGAACAGUCUUGGCAGUAGUUUAUCACUUCAGUUCUCAGCAUUUUAGAAAGUGUAAUAUGCAAAUUCAAGUUCAAGUACAAUAACAUGUAUUUUACAUUAUGUAUACAUUCACACAUAAUAAUUAUGACUAUGAUUAUCCUUUUUGAUCUUGCACGCACGUUUAUGUUCAAGAACAGCCGUGACAUUGGAAUCGUUUAAUGGGAGGUCAGAUUACGCUUUCACUUACUUAAAAUUGUGUUCUGUCUAAAAUUCCACCUUUAUGUAGGGUUACAGAUUUACUCUUAAUAUUAACGAAAGCUUUUUGUUGGAUGGACGGGUAGGGUGUUCAUUUUAUGGUCCCUUGACCUUUAUGUCUUUAACCAAGUCUCACUUUUGUAAAUGCAAGUCUGUUUUAUUGUUAAAUCAUCUUUACACCCAUAUAUUGUUUUUUUAAAUCGUGAUAUUAGCAGUUCCAUGAAGCAUGACAGUGGCACUACUGUCAUGCAUUUCAUUCUCAGUCAAUAAAUGUAUUCAUUGCCUUCA